AGUCCCCUUGAGCCCAUGCUAGAAAUCGUGACAGCGCCUUUCUCACAGAAUAUUUUUGAGAGAGUACCGUAUUCGGUGAUACCAGAUCGUACUUGUUCCAUCCCAGCUCUCAUCAAGCGUUUACUGCAGGUUCUCCAAUAUGAACGCAACACAACUCGUCGAGAAGCACUUCCAGACCCUCAAGGUCGACCAACAGGCAUGGCUCAGCUUAUACGCCCCCGAUGCCGUCGUGGAAAUGCCAAACUCGCCUCAUCCCCACCCUACCAAAGUAGAGGGACUCGAGGCCAUUGGCGCUUCAGUAGCGGGCUUCGUCGGCAGUAUGGGCGAUGACUUUAACGUCCAAGUCAAAAAGGUUUAUCCCAUCGAUGGCGAGGAUGCUGCUUUUGUCGAAUUCACCAUGACUGGAACGGUGACGAUGACGGGGAAAAAGUACGAGCAGAAUUAUGUGUCAUAUUUCCGCGCUAAGAAUGGCAAGAUUGUUCUGUAUCGGGAGUACUUUGACAGUUCACGGAUAGCUGCGGCUUUUGUGCCUGAUAAAUAGAGUAUUUUGACGGGAUUAUGUCUUAUAGAAGCGUGGUGCUAGCAUAACUACAACCGCAAUGGCUUUCCUUACUGCCUCUUAUUGUAUAACGUCUUGAUUUAGAGGAGACCAGGGGGGCGUCGUUUUGGAAAGGUAUUCUCAUACGCACGCAAAAAGUUUAGCAGCAUUCCUUCACCUCCGGCAGUCGUAAAUGCAACCAAACCAAUGGGCCGGCCGUUGUACUCGAGGUAUGACAAUGGCAUCGUUGCGGAGGGGUAGCCUAUCAAUGCUUAACAAAUGCCUACGAGUAACUGAGCUGUCAUGGAUCCAUACCGGCAGCCGAUACUAACAAGUUUAC
Molecule: messenger RNA, 878 nt
Organism: Trichoderma harzianum CBS 226.95
Lineage: Eukaryota; Fungi; Ascomycota; Sordariomycetes; Hypocreales; Hypocreaceae
Exons: 2
Coding region: 140-541 (133 amino acids)
Source: RefSeq, a predicted model, not a curated record